Molecule: messenger RNA, 489 nt
Organism: Lentinula edodes (shiitake mushroom)
Lineage: Eukaryota; Fungi; Basidiomycota; Agaricomycetes; Agaricales; Omphalotaceae
Product: cyclophilin
Exons: 4
Coding region: 1-489 (162 amino acids)
Biological process (GO): protein folding; protein peptidyl-prolyl isomerization
Molecular function (GO): peptidyl-prolyl cis-trans isomerase activity
Source: RefSeq, a predicted model, not a curated record
AUGGCCAACUGCUACUUCGAUAUUUCGAUUGCCAACAAACCAGCCGGUCGUAUUGUUUUUAAGCUGUACGACGACGUCGUUCCGAAAACCACUCACAACUUCCGUGAGCUCUGCCUUAAAGAACAAGGUCAAGGUUACACUGGCUCAAAAUUCCACCGCAUCAUCCCCAACUUCAUGCUCCAGGGUGGUGACUUCACUAGAGGUGACGGCACUGGCGGUAGGUCCAUCUAUGGAGAAAAGUUCGCAGACGAAAACUUUACGAAGAAACACACCAAGCCUGGCCUGCUCUCCAUGGCUAAUGCUGGAAAGAAUACCAACGGAUCUCAGUUUUUCAUUACCACUGUCGUUACUUCUUGGCUAGAUGGUGCUCAUGUCGUCUUCGGCGAGGUCGUUGAGGGAAUGGACUUAGUUAAGCAGAUCGAAGCAUUGGGCUCUCCAUCUGGAAAGCCGAGUGCUUCCGUUGCCAUCGCUGCGAGUGGAACUGUGUAA